AUGAAACUCUUAAGUUGGAACUGCCAAGGGCUUGGGAACCCUUGGACAGUUCGCAGCCUUCGCAAAUUGGUGAAGGACCAAGCUCCCAAGGUGUGUUUCUUGAUGGAGACUCGGUUGGAUAAGGAAGGGUAUGAUAAACAUUGUAAGGAAGUGCAUUUUCAGAAUAAAUUGAUAGUGAAGAGGCCGAAUUCAGGGGGAGGGUUAGCACUACUAUGGAGCAAAGAAGUUAAUUUGGAUGUUAUUAAUUAUACAGACAAUCACAUUUUAGCAAAGAUGGUGGAAGAAGAUGGGUUUGUUUGGUAUUUGACAUGUUUCUAUGGAUGGCCUGAUGCUAGUCAGAAACAAAAAUCAUGGGCACUCUUGAAGCACCUCUCUACUUUCGUUCAAGGACCGUGGAUGUGCAUUGGGGAUUUUAAUACUAUCCUACACUCAUCUGAAAAACAGAGUAGUCAUCCACCUCCUUAUAAACAGAUGGACGACUUUCGGGAAGCUCUGGAUUUGUGUAACUUGGUUGACAUGGGGUUCAAUGGGUACCCAUUCACGUGGAACAACAAAAGACCUGGUAUUGCAAACACUAGAGAGCGGUUGGACCGGGCUGUGGCUAAUUUGGAGUGGAGGGUAAAAUUUCCAACUAGCACCUUAAUUCAUUUAUUUUCCCAUGCUUCUGAUCAUAGUCCUUUACUGUUGCAAACAAGUGAUGAGGGGGGUCUGCGAAACAGAGGGGUCCAAAGCUUUAAGUUUGAAGAAAAGUGGCUUUUGUGGGAGGAGUGUGAAAAGAUUGUUGCUGAAGCUUGGUCCAAAGAUUGGAGAGCACCGACCUCACUGGCAAACACAAAGGAAAAGAUUGGGCAUUGUGGGGCCGAAUUGCUUGCCUGGGGUUCUUCUAGGACCCAUCCUAAUGCCAAGGAAAUUAAAAGAUUGCAGAAACAUGUGGAGCAGUUGAGUGUUGGGGUUAUGACUGAGGAGAGCAAGGCAGAAUUCUUGGUUGCUAGUAAAAAGCUUGACGAUCUGUUCCUCAAACAGGAGAUAUAUUGGGCACAAAGAUCUCGGGUUAAUUGGCUGAAGCACGGGGAUAGAAAUACUAAAUUUUUCCACUCCAAAGCCUCAUAA
Molecule: messenger RNA, 1110 nt
Organism: Quercus lobata
Lineage: Eukaryota; Viridiplantae; Streptophyta; Magnoliopsida; Fagales; Fagaceae
Exons: 1
Coding region: 1-1110 (369 amino acids)
Molecular function (GO): catalytic activity
Source: RefSeq, a predicted model, not a curated record